Molecule: messenger RNA, 465 nt
Organism: Sinocyclocheilus rhinocerous
Lineage: Eukaryota; Metazoa; Chordata; Actinopteri; Cypriniformes; Cyprinidae
Product: CUB domain-containing protein 1-like
Exons: 2
Coding region: 45-449 (134 amino acids)
Source: RefSeq, a predicted model, not a curated record
CAGAAAAUGUCAUCUACUCUGUAUCUCCACUCAUUUCUGGACCCAUGUACCUUGCAACACCAAACUGGCCCGACGGCAUGAAUCCUUCCUCGUCCGCCUCAUGGAUCAUCUACAUUCCCCAAGAGUACAAGGCCGAGCUGUUGUUCUUUAACGUCAGCAAGCCCAAAUGUGACUCAGGCCACACCGAGGUCUCGAUCGGACCGCUGGACUCUCAAGACCAAACGCAGUCCUGGAGAGAAGAUCAGAGCUUCACCGGCCCCGUUGUCCAACAGCAGAGCUUCUACCUGAACAUGUCCAACUGUGAGCCCAAGAGCGACCGCUUCGCUGUGCUCUCAAAGAUCAGUCUGCAGAAGGAAACCAAGAAGUUCCUGGGCAUUAUCUUGGCUAUAGUCGGAGUGCUGUUGUUGGUAAUCAUCGCACUUAUAGUUGUGUGCGUCAUUCGAAAGUGAGUCUGAAUUUUCUUUG